Podarcis raffonei (Aeolian wall lizard) is the source of this 1518-nucleotide messenger RNA. RefSeq names its product ADP-ribosyltransferase 1 (gene ART1). The coding region runs from base 231 to 1169 and encodes 312 amino acids. NCBI's taxonomy places the organism in Eukaryota, Metazoa, Chordata, Lepidosauria, Squamata, Lacertidae. The transcript has 5 exons. Gene Ontology annotation, molecular function: NAD+-protein-arginine ADP-ribosyltransferase activity; NAD+ poly-ADP-ribosyltransferase activity. The record is from RefSeq and is a predicted model, not a curated record.
CUGAGAGGAGCCACUCGGGCGCGAGAAGCGGCUGCAGAGCGGGAACAGGGCACAGAUAAGUCUGACCAUUUUAUUUUCUGAUGGUGAGAGAGAGAGAAGUCAAGGGAUUGCUGCUUCUUUGAACCCAGUAUCUGUGAACCCUCAAGUGUCAAGACACGGCUGUGAGAUAUCCAGGCUGGAGAGAAAAACUUGCUUCUUUUGUUUUGUUUUCAAAGGAGAGGGCGGUGAAGAUGGCCCCUUUCUCUGUGCUCCUGCUGCUUCACCUGGUGGGAAUAUUCCCAGGAGACCUUCAGGUCCUCUGUUUCCCCAUCCAAAGGAGAGACCUCUUCCCCAUCAAAGUGUCCCCACUCGACAUGGCCUUGACCUCUUUCGAUGACCAGUACAAGGGAUGUGCGGAGCAGAUGGAGGCUGAGCUGGCCGAGCUGAACCGCACGGAGUUCGCCCAAAACAGAGUCUAUGCCGAGGCCUGGGAAGAGGCCUCCUCUCAGUGGGAGGGGAGGAAAACCCCUUUGCCCGCAGGGCUCAAGCCCGAGUACGUCAUCGCCAUCAUGGCUUACACCAUCCAAGGGCGCCUCCACAGGGAUUUCAACGCAGCCGUGAGGGAAGCCGGGCGCACGAGAGACUCUUACCUCAACAACUUCAACUUCAAGACCCUUCACUUCCUCCUGACCAGGGCCCUCCACGCUUUGGGGACCACCUCUCACCCCAGGUGCCAAAAGGUGUACCGCGGGGUGCGAAACGUCCGCUUCACCUCUGAGCGCCUCAAGGCAGUCCGCUUUGGUCACUUCACGUCCUCGUCGCUGAAGAACGAGAGCGCCCUGCAGUUCGGCACGGACACCUUCUUCACCAUUGAUACCUGCUAUGGGGUCAACAUCAAGAACUUCUCCUUCUUCCCCGGCGAGGAAGAGGUCCUCAUCCCCCCCUUCGAGAAGUUCAAGGUGGCCAACUUCACCAAAGCCAAGGAGACGACUUACAUCCAGCUCCUCUCCCUCGAAGACUCCAGCGUCCACAACUGUGUCUUUGUGAAAGAGAAAAAGUGCAAGCCCCCAAGGUGCCAGACCAGUUCAGGUGCAAGUCAGAGCCAUCUCUCUGCCAGUGUCCAAAUGUCCUUCUUUCUCUGGGGUCCCCUCCUCCUUGCUGGCACCCUGGGACCCCCAGACCUCCUCUGAUCUCCAGGAUCAAACCUCUGCUUCUCCUCCACCCUUCGCAUAGUCCGCUCUUGGGGAAGCAAAACAGGAGCAAAUCGAGUGCGGCUGAGAGCAAACGUUAGUCUUUGCUUGAGUUAAGAGCCAAGCAGGUCGGCGGCUGCAAAUAAGCCGCUUUCUAAACCCAGAGUGUGUUGCUGGCAAGAGCUCCAUGGCAUCUCACCCCAUUAUCCCUUUGCUGUUGCAGUAGCAAUUUACGUAAUUGGCGUUAACAGACCCUCCAAAAACCCCUAUUUUCCAGGAACAGUCUUGGAUUUACAGCAGACGUCCCGGUUUAUGAUUUGAUCCCGGAAUGUCCCACUUUCCCUUUGUU